Messenger RNA from Camelina sativa (false flax), 1291 nucleotides. RefSeq names its product putative WRKY transcription factor 40. Gene Ontology annotation, molecular function: sequence-specific DNA binding; DNA-binding transcription factor activity. Lineage: Eukaryota; Viridiplantae; Streptophyta; Magnoliopsida; Brassicales; Brassicaceae. Gene Ontology annotation, biological process: regulation of DNA-templated transcription. The record is from RefSeq and is a predicted model, not a curated record.
ACAAUCCCAUAAGAGAAAGAAAAAAAAAGAAGAAGAACCCAAGAUCGACUCUAACUACUCUCAUCUUUCUUCCUCGGCUUACGGAACUCCCUCACAUAUAUAUCCACAAGAACCCAGAUCGAAGACUCUUCCUACUUCCUAUACAUAACAUAUUAUACAUGGAUCAGUACUCAUCAUCGUCUUUGGUCGAUACUUCUUUAGAUCUCACUAUCGGCGUUACUCGUAUGCGAGUUGAAGAAGAUCCACCGCAGACAAGUGCUUUGGUGGAAGAAUUAAACCGAGUGAGUGCUGAGAACAAGAAGCUCUCGGAGAUGCUAACUUUGAUGUGUGACAACUACAACGUCUUGAGGAAGCAACUCGUGGAAUAUGAAAACAAGAGCAACAUGACGGAGAGAGACCAAACCAGUCCUCCCAAGAAACGCAAAUCUCCGACCAGAGAUGACGCAUUCAGUUCGGCGUUUAUCGGUGGAGUGUCGGAAAGUAGCUCAACGGAUCAAGAUGAGUAUCUGUGUAAGAAGCAGAGAGAAGAGACUGUUGUGAAGGAGAAAGUCUCACGGGUCUAUUACAAGACCGAAGCUUCUGACACUACUCUUGUUGUGAAAGAUGGGUAUCAAUGGAGGAAAUAUGGACAGAAAGUGACUAGAGACAAUCCAUCUCCAAGAGCUUACUUCAAGUGUGCUUGUGCUCCAAGCUGUUCAGUCAAAAAGAAGGUUCAGAGAAGUGUGGAGGAUCAAUCAGUGUUGGUUGCGACUUAUGAGGGUGAACAUAACCAUCCAAUGCCAUCCCAGAUAGAAUCCAACAAUAGCUUAAACCGCUACAUCCCUCUUGGUGGUUCUCCUACAGAAGCUGCUGCAGCCAACAGAAGUAGUAGCUUGACCGCGCCGGUGACUACAGUAGAUCUGACUGAAUCCAAGAAAGUGACAAGCCCAACAUCAAGAAUCGAUUUUCCAGAAGUUCAGAAACUUUUGGUAGAGCAAAUGGCUUCUUCCUUGACAAAAGAUCCUAACUUUACAGCAGCUUUAGCCGCAGCUGUUACCGGAAGAUUGUAUCAACAGAAUCAAACCAAGAAAUAGUUUAGUUUCAAAUUCCGUUAGUGUUAAUAGAUUGAAAAAUUUUCAAGAGAAAGAGAGAGAGAGUAGAUUAUAAUCCAUUGAUACCGAAAAUGUAACAUGUAAUCCUUUUCAUACAAUCUCCAAUACAUUCGGCUUAGAAACUCCUCCUAGCUUGACAACAAAAACAUCUGUACAAAUGCAAACACAGCACGAUAGCUAAGCAGUACAUUGUUAAACUA